AUGGCACCGAAAGAAAAGGUUACCGCCGACCAGAAGACGUUCCUUACGGCUCAUGUCAACGACUUCCGUGAAUGGCCCGAGGAAGAAGAUAUGUUGAUUACUGAGCCUGGGGCGCGUGAGGAGGAGUUGAAGAAGCGAAUAGACUAUAAGCAGCAGUACCUCAAAAACUGGUUCCGGAACCGCGGCCUACCGAAAGUCCGGUCACAUGUUGUGAAGGAACUAAACCCACCGAAGGCCAAGCGCAGCCCGCAGCUCCUUGAGCUCUACUCAGACGAAUACUACGAUACCAAGAUUGCUCCACUCGUCAACCCCAUUAUCGAGGGGAAAACACUCUCACCUGGGGCGCUGUUGAAGAUCCGCCGCGAGCAAAGGGACAUAGCUUGGGCCGGGGAGGAUGUCAACAUCAAACAAGCUCUAAUGAUGAAGCACCGCCAACUUCAGCAGGAGGCUCAGCUAGCGAGGGCAGCGAAAAAGGAAGAAGAGAAGAAGAAAGCUGUAACUGUAACGUCUUCAGAUAACUAUGCAAUCGGCAUUAAAAACAUUGCAGCCCACUUCACAGCCUUCUCACAGAAAGCAGGGGUAGAAAGCGGCUGGAGCUUUGUCCUCAUUGCUGGAGGGCCGGAUCCUAUGAACGGGGGAAAGAUUAAUACAAUGGGCUACCAUUAUGGCGAUAACAUCUUCCGCCAGAACUUCUUCGACUAUGAUCCCGAAUACAAGGAGAGCUUCGUGCCAGCAUUCACGAGUUUCCUCCACACGUGCUACACCCCAGAACAAUGUGCAUCUCGGGCUCUCCCUGGGUCAGUGAUGUCGUCCCCCCUUCUCUUAUCCAAAGAUAAGGCCACACCUUCCGGAGAAGCUUCCACGCCUGUCUCAAUGCCGUCUCCCCUUCCUCAGGAGCUUGCACCUGGGCCAGCAUCUGCGGCCAUACUCCGCCAAGCCCCCACUUCGCCACCACAUGAGCCAGUCGCAAUUCAUCAACCGGCACCAAUUCCUAUACCCGCUGCUAUCGUUACACCCGUACAGACUCAACAACAGCAUGGCAUCAACCUCCCAAUUCACCCGCAGCAUCAGCCGUCUUUGGACGUCCAGCAGCAACUCCUAGAACUCCCUCCGGACCUUGAGUUCUCAUGGGAGGACUUCAACCACAGCCUGACCUUCCCUUUUGUCUCAACUACUAAUCCUGGGCCAGCGACUUACGCACCUCCAUUGUAUGGCCCAGGAACGUUCACAUCCCUACUGGAAGGGAUGUACACCUUUGCAGAUGGUACCCUGGCUCCAGUGGGUGCGUCUCCGCUGCCUAGCGUCUCAGCAGGGCCCCCUGUUCCACAAUCAAUCAGUGGCACCGACGAUUACAUGCCCACCAAUCCCAGCCCUUUGCAAAGCGCCAAUGAAGCUGCCCUCACCACGUCUCUUGCCGCGGCUCUCCCAGUUCCGUGUGCGAUUGCUAUCGAUACCAUUGCUGCUGAUGUCCCUGCCAAAGCCACUGUCCCUAUUGUUCCUGCCGGCGAUUCCAGUCCCACCGCUACCAAUACCGAUGGUCCCACCGACGAACUCACUGAUGAUUCCAGUCCCAUUGAUACCAAUACUGACGGUCCCAACGACGAUUCUGGUACUGACAAUCCCACGGACAAUUCCAGUCUCAACGUGACCGAAAGCGCCACCGACAAUGCCACUGACAACCCUGCCACGGAAUCAUUGGCCGGCAAGAGGGCAAGGCCUGGAGAGGAUACUACGGCCACCAGCAAGCCUCGUAAGAAAGCCAGGUCUGACGGCACUGAUCCCAAGCUCAUCGUGACCACGAAACGGAAUCGGGUGGCGCAGUCGCGCAAGGAGAUCGAGCCACUGACCCACCCCAAGGGCAAGAACAAGGGGGGGCGUGGCAAGGAGAACAGGGCCUCUAGUUGA
Messenger RNA from Pleurotus ostreatus (oyster mushroom), 1905 nucleotides. RefSeq lists its product as uncharacterized. Bases 1 to 1905 code for a protein of 634 amino acids. The record is from RefSeq and is a predicted model, not a curated record. The transcript has 6 exons. Lineage: Eukaryota; Fungi; Basidiomycota; Agaricomycetes; Agaricales; Pleurotaceae.